GUGAAUCGAGCGAGCGAUAUUUGUCAGACCUUGGAACCAACCUCGUUCUCUCUCUCCCUGCCUGAUUUGUGCUGUUCUUCACACUCCUAUAUCACUGGUACAAAACCUGCCUUUCUUCUCAGUCGGCAGGAUUAGCAACAUUUUCCCGGAUAUUCAGCCCUGAGCUUUACCCUCCCAACUUUCAAGGCAAUAAUUUUUAAAUCGUUUUCCCUCGAUUCCUGGAUUCUGACAUCGUAACUCUGGAGUGGUUCGUGUUCCCACGCAUGGAGCCAGGAUUGGUUUUGAGCGAAAUGCCGGAAAUGCAUUCCAUCGCAGGAGGUAGAUUUUUCGGCGCCGGAGGUGGCGGUGUAGACAGGAGGCUCAAACCUCUCCCCAGCGCUCACAACAAUGCCAACCAUAACCACCAGACGUUGAAGUGCCCGAGGUGCGACUCCCUCAACACCAAGUUCUGCUACUACAACAACUACAACCUCUCUCAGCCGCGCCAUUUCUGCAAGAAUUGCCGUAGAUACUGGACCAAAGGCGGCGUCCUCCGCAACGUCCCUGUCGGCGGCGGUUCCCGGAAAUCUAAGCGCUCCAAACCCAAAAACCCUUACUCAGAAACUUCCUCUGCCGCCGUGACAACGGCACCACCAGCGGAGCGCGAGCGUAAGACGUCGGACUCUCAUUCCAGCAGUGAAAAAUCCAGUGAUUCCAGCCUCGUCGUCCGUUCCAAUUCGAAGCCUAGCUUGGAACUAGUCGUCGCUGGAGAGGGAGGAGAAUCCGGGAUUUUCUCGGAGAUAGAGAACUUGACGAGCUUGAUCACACCCACGAACGAGACCCUGGCAAUUGGAUAUGGGAAUACAAUCGACGCUCCAUCGUUUCAGCUGCGCAGCCAGUGGCAGGAAGGGACGAACGCGAGCGAUAGUCGUCAUCAGGACUCGAAGUUUCCGGAGAUGAUGACGACGGCGACUGGAUCGUUGACGGAGCAGACGGUGCAAAAUAUAAUGGGGCACGGAGAACUUGGGCCGUUGGAUUGGCAAGGGAGCGCCGAUCAUCAAGGUUUGUUUGAUGUUGCUAACACCGUUGAUCAGGGUUUCUGGAGUCACAAUCAGUGGAACGAAGACAAUUCGGGUCUUUUUCAUCUACCUUGAAUGCUGAAAAACUCAAGGGAAUCCCGAAAUCAAUCUAUCACUUUCACUUGUUCAUUUUAAACUUAAUCCAUAGAAGAAUGGAAAAUCUGAGACGGGAAACCGGAGGAGCAAGGAAGGAAAUCCUAGAAUUAGCGAAUCACCAUAUGUAAUUUUUGUUACUGUUUUUAUUUUGGGUUAUUGUAACGUGAGGGGGUGAUGGAGUUAGAUAUGAGCAAAGGUGUAAGAGGUGUGAGAGUGGAAUCAAAGUAGCCUUCAUAUAAGUUGGCUCGCGUGGCCUUGAUAUUGUUUUUGUGAGUGGGAAUUUGGUUUUCUGGGUUCCGUUAGAUGGCUUUGAUUAUUGAUAGAAAUGCAAAGAAAAGAAUGGGAGCUGGGGAUGGGGAUGACAGCCACGUCAACGAAGAAUGACGCGAAGCGGGGUGAUGUAAGAAAGAGGGUGGGACCCGAUGCCCGGGGAUGGGGAAUGCAAGAUACAUUCCGGAUCCGGGUCAAGGGAUUGUUUUAGUUCAACAAGCGAUUUUGAGUUCAGAGGUGCAGCUAACUCAAUAUGACAAGCCUCUUGCACCCUAUGAAAAAAAUAUCAAAUUCAUGAAUACAACUUGCUGUAGAUUCAAAACUUGAUAGGAAUGACGGAUCAGCAUUUGCAGAAGGAACAAAAAAUCCUGCGCCAUGGACGCCUUGUGGAUCGAGAGGUUGUGCCAGCUUCCGCCAUCCUCACAGGGCUUCCGCUCCAUUCUCUCUGUAAUCUGUGUCACCAACAACAUCACCCAGACCAUCGUCAAACUCUUGCCCUGGCUAUGAUCAAGUUAAAGCACUUGAAGAAAGGAAGUGGAGGAAGCUUGUUACAUGGGAAAAGUAAACGAGUGUGUGCUGCUGAUGCUGUCACUAGACUCGUGAGAGGCAGAGACUCUGCCUGUGCCACAGGAACACCACUCUCCAUGCUUAUUAUUGAAUAGUCUCGCAUCCUCCUCUUCUUCCUCACUGCCCUGCACAUCACACUUGGUAAUUAAUAAUCCACUACUAAGUUAUGUGAUCUGCUAGCGGCCUAGUGCUCACUGCUGAUAUGUUAAUGAUGGAUUUUGUCCAAUAAUAACAAGCUUUAUUUCACUGAA
This is a messenger RNA of Prosopis cineraria, 2242 nucleotides long. RefSeq names its product dof zinc finger protein DOF5.4-like. The transcript is spliced from 2 exons. Gene Ontology annotation, biological process: regulation of DNA-templated transcription. Gene Ontology annotation, molecular function: DNA-binding transcription factor activity; DNA binding. Bases 264 to 1133 code for a protein of 289 amino acids. NCBI's taxonomy places the organism in Eukaryota, Viridiplantae, Streptophyta, Magnoliopsida, Fabales, Fabaceae. The record is from RefSeq and is a predicted model, not a curated record.